GCAGGAGGCUGCUGGUCGGUGAGGGACUGUAGUGUGGUCUAUAGGAACACGUCACAUGUUCGCUGUCAGUGCCACAGACUGGGAACGUUUGGAGUCCUUAUGGACAGCUCACAGAGAGAGCAGUUGGAGGGUGACCUGGAGACCCUCGCCAUAGUAACGUACUCCUCGCUCUCAGUUUCCAUGGCGGCGUUGUUGCUAACAGUGGUGGUUUUAUCCUGCCUGAGGGGACUGAAAUCAAACACACGCAGCAUUCACUCCAACAUGGCUGCCGCUACGCUCCUCUCCCACCUCACAUACCUGCUGGGCAUCAACCAGACGGAACAACAGUUCCUGUGUACGGUGGUUGCAAUUCUGCUCCAUUACUUCUUUAUGUCGGCAUUUGCGUGGCUGUUCGUGGAAGCUCUUCAUAUUUACCGUAUGCAAACAGAAGCGAGAAACAUCAACUAUGGAGCAAUGAGAUUCUAUUAUGCUAUUGGCUGGGGAGUCCCUGCUAUCAUUACAGGGUUGGCUGUUGGGUUGGAUCCAGAGGGGUAUGGCAACCCAGAUUUCUGCUGGAUCUCCAUGUACGAUAAGCUCAUGUGGAGCUUUGCAGGACCUGUUAGCGUCGUCAUCCUGAUGAAUGGUGGGAUGUUUUUAAUGGUCCUGCGUAUGACAUGUAACCCCACUCAGAAGGAGAUAAAGAAGCUGCCCAUGAUGUGAGUACAACAUGCAUGUGUUCAGGAACAAUCCAUUU
This is a messenger RNA of Sinocyclocheilus grahami, 733 nucleotides long. Its product is annotated as cadherin EGF LAG seven-pass G-type receptor 3-like. Gene Ontology annotation, molecular function: G protein-coupled receptor activity. Gene Ontology annotation, cellular component: plasma membrane. The record is from RefSeq and is a predicted model, not a curated record. Lineage: Eukaryota; Metazoa; Chordata; Actinopteri; Cypriniformes; Cyprinidae. Gene Ontology annotation, biological process: adenylate cyclase-activating G protein-coupled receptor signaling pathway; cell surface receptor signaling pathway. The coding region runs from base 100 to 699 and encodes 199 amino acids. The transcript has 5 exons.